AGAAGGUUCCCCGCAAAAAAAGAAAAAAGGAAAGAAUGAACAGAUCCGUCGGUUGAAACCCUCUGAAAUUUUCCUUUUUUGAGAUCCAAAGAGCCUAUAAAAACAUUACAGAUAGAUAGAUCUCUCAGCUAGCCGCAACCUCUCUCAUCCGUCCGUGAAGAAAAACAUUCUAAGCAAGAUCUAAACCCUAGCUAGAAGAUCUCCAAUUCUCUCCGUAGAACACCAUGGGCGAAGACGACGAUACCAUCGGCUUUGAGGCCUUGAAGCAGACACUGGUGUACUGGAACAUAGAUGACUACCCAAUCCCUGUAGAUAGUACCGAUGAACUUGAUGCUAUUUAUGGUGAUUUCUUACAAGCUCUUGAUGUAAUGGGCUUUCGCCAUGGGUAUAUCGACGUGUAUCUGUAUUCUGAGCAAAUCAACUGCGAGGCCGCAGUAAUUGACUACUUACCCCAAGGCAAGUCUUAUUCGGCGUUUGCUUACAAAGUGCCGGAUAUAACUUUCUAUAUGAUUCGUCACGCAUCAAGUAUUGGACCAGGACCGGUAAAUUAUUUGGUAAUAGCAAAACCAAAAAGGGAGUUGCAUAGGGUUCUGCAGUGUUUGCAAUCGAGGCGUCACAAUGUUCUUAUAGUUAAGCCGCCUCCUCCUGAUGAAGAAUUUCUCUUUAGUCUAGACUCUCUACUUGAGAAUACACGUUUUUUAGGUGGAGGAAAGCCUAGAUUCAAAGAGUUAUAUGCUUUUUAUGGAUGUGAGUAUGAUAUGGAGCAUGAAAAGUAUGUAACGGUUGAAGAAGAUCUCUCCAAGAUUGUAGAUUUCUCCGAGCGCAUCCCAACCGUCGAAGGGCCUAGGACAGCCGUCUUCUGGGACGCCGAAGAUUUCCCGUUCCCUCCUUCUUCCACUCCUGAUGCGAUCUACCACUCCAUAUCAUCAGCUCUUGAGGGAAUUGGUUCUAGUGAUGAGAUCACGAUCUGGGCUUAUCUUGAUGAUGACAAGAAAGGGACUUGGAGGGAUGCCUUACUGGGUGGUGGCAAACCGUGGGCUUCCAGAAUCUACUUUCUUCCCGCAGGGGAUAAAGCCUCGCGACGUAUCAGAAUGUUGAAUGACAUUUAUUUAUGGAAAAGGGACUCUCCUUACUUUACCUCAAGUUAUGAAGCUAGUUUGGUCAUAUUCGCAGAUCAGUUCAAAUGUUCCCCCUACUACACCAAGAUGCUUAAAACUUUGAAUGACAUGCGUUACGGUCUCCUCUUAGUCACUCCCACUCUGGACAUUUACAAUCCAGAAAGCCCCGAAUGGCCUGCAUUGCUAAUAGAUAGAGGAGCAGUCUGUUUUCCUGAUCAAGCAUACAUAAAUAUCCCUGAAGAACCUAGCCCCAAAACGCACCAAGCAGAUGCAGCCUCCGCCGCAGAAGAAAGAAACUCUUAAGAAGCUUAUCUUAAACUGCAAACUGUAGAUUUAUACGACCUAGCUCUUUAUUUCCUGAUCUGAAACAUCUUAUAUCUUAUGUAAAUUAUGUGCAUCUCUGCUGUGACCUGAAGAAAAUAUAAACAAUUUUGUGUUGUGCUUACAA
Raphanus sativus (radish) is the source of this 1566-nucleotide messenger RNA. RefSeq lists its product as uncharacterized. Gene Ontology annotation, biological process: regulation of gene expression. Gene Ontology annotation, cellular component: peroxisome. The record is from RefSeq and is a predicted model, not a curated record. Bases 225 to 1421 code for a protein of 398 amino acids. The transcript has 5 exons. Lineage: Eukaryota; Viridiplantae; Streptophyta; Magnoliopsida; Brassicales; Brassicaceae.